Molecule: messenger RNA, 318 nt
Organism: Austrofundulus limnaeus
Lineage: Eukaryota; Metazoa; Chordata; Actinopteri; Cyprinodontiformes; Rivulidae
Product: helix-loop-helix protein 1
Exons: 1
Biological process (GO): regulation of transcription by RNA polymerase II
Molecular function (GO): DNA-binding transcription factor activity, RNA polymerase II-specific; RNA polymerase II cis-regulatory region sequence-specific DNA binding; protein dimerization activity
Source: RefSeq, a predicted model, not a curated record
GAAUCUGUCCACCUGGGACAGAAGGACACGGACACCUGUCCUCGUGCCCGUGGGUCCAUGUCAGCCGAGCUCGUGCGCAGCAGAGAGGACAGAGCGCGCUCCCGGGAGGAGAGAAGGCGCAGGAGGCGCGCCACGGCCAGGUAUCGAUCCGCGCAUGCCUCCAGGGAGCGGGUCCGGGUCAUGACCUUCAACGAGGCCUUUGCGGAGCUGAGAAAACUUCUCCCCACGCUGCCACCUGACAAGAAGUUGUCCAAGAUUGAAAUCCUGAGACUGGCUAUUUGUUACAUCUCCUACCUGAACCACGUGCUGGAUGUUUGA